UUUCUGUUUUCAUAAUUUUGUAAAAAUAUUUGUGAGGAUCUUUGGAAGAAUAUAAAUACUAGUUUGGGGACCAAAAACUAGCACUUAACCUUAUCAAAAGGAUAGAAACUUUGGAAAUACUGUUAGGAUAUAAUUAUGUUGUGAGAUAUAUUUUGUGAAUAUAUUUGUAUAUAUCUUGUUAGGAGUUUUUGGCAUGUUAGAUUAAGGUUGUAAGCCUAUAUAUACGUGUUUAAUGGUAAAGGCUCAUUAAGCCGUUUUCUCUUAAAUUUCUUGUGAGUUUAACAUGGUAUCAAGAGCCCUCUAAUUUAUAAAUUUUUUUACGUUCUUCCCUGCUUCCAUUUUCUUUGUGUAUUCUUUGUGUGUAAGUCAAUUAGUUUCGGUGUGAUGACUGGUGGUGAAAUUCCGCCUCCGCCUCCUAAGGGUCCUCGUUAUGAGCCUUUAAUUUUUCUGCGUAUUACCUUCAUCCGAGUGAAGGUACGGGUGCGGUUAUCAGCCCUAUUAUGUUGAAGGGGAUAAUUAUGAGGAGUGGUCUCGUUCUUUGCGUAAUAAUCUUCAUGCUAAGAACAAGUUUGGUUUUAUUGAUGGGACUAUUGCCUUGCCGGAUAAAACUUCUCCAAAUUAUGAUCAAUGGGGUAUUGUUACUCUAUGCUCGUUGCUUGGAUUGUGAAUACCUUGGAUGUUUCGGUGCGUUCUACUGUUCGUUUUCAGACCAUGUCAAAUCCUUGUGGGAUGAUCUACGUGAUAGAUAUUCUCUUGGCAAUGGUCCUCGUAUUCUUGAGUUAAAGGCGCAGAUCGUUGAUUGCAAGCAACGUGGAAGGUCGGUAGCUGUUUAUUUUGGUGAAUUGCGUAGGUUGCAGGAUGAAUUGGCUAGCUAUUGUAAAAUUCCUAAGUGUUCUUGUAUUGCUGCCCCGGAGUAUGCGAAGAUCAUUGAGAGUGAGUUGCUUCAUCAAUUUUGUAUUGGUUUAGAUAGAUCCGAAAAAAAUAAGUAGUGUUAUGUCGACUUUGCUAAUGAUGGAUCAUGUUCCCUCACUCAAUGUGGCAUAUGCCAAGGUUGUCUCUGAUGAACGCAAGCAAACUGUCUCGAAUGUACAUGAUAAUCUUCCGGAAAGUGCUGUUGGGUUUGCUGCGUCUGGUUCGGCUCAGGGUCGGACAAAUUGGUCGAGUGGUGGAGAUGUUCGUAUGUGUGGCCGUUGUGGUAAAAAGGGGCAUGUGAAGGAGGAGUGUUUCGACUUACAUGGCUGGUCCGAUUCCUUCAAUUCUGCUGGGCGCGAUGGUCAGCGCAGUGGCAGGUCUGGCCGUGGGGGUGGCCACGGCAGCCGUGGUGGUCAUACGACAGAUUCUGGUGGCCGUGGUUUUGCUGCGAAUGUGAGUGGUUCUCAACAGUCAAGUGCGCAAGAUAUUAAUGACAAUGAUCGUGGCUCGGCUCCUACUUUGACUGAUGAACAGUGGCAGCAAUUUAUAAGUGCAAUUAAAAGUGCAAAGCCCACUAAUUUUUCUUCUGAUCAGACUUUUCAUGGACCGCACUUUGGAGAACUUGAUUGGAGCGGGGGUGCAGUAUAAUGGGGUCUAUCUCUUCCGGCCGGUUCGUGCUCGUAACUUUCAAACAAAUUCAGUAGCAGUUCCAGAUGCAAGUAUGUUAUGGCAUAGGCGUUUAGGUCAUCCUUCGAUGAAAGUUGUUUUAUCUUUACCUGGAGUAGUUAGUAGUAGUAAGAAUAAAAAGUGUGGUGUGUUUGAUUGUCAUAUUUGUUUUAUGGGUAAAGAGCCCCGUAACUCUUUUCCUUUAAGUAUGAA
Chenopodium quinoa (quinoa) is the source of this 1791-nucleotide messenger RNA. RefSeq lists its product as uncharacterized. Gene Ontology annotation, molecular function: zinc ion binding; nucleic acid binding. The record is from RefSeq and is a predicted model, not a curated record. NCBI's taxonomy places the organism in Eukaryota, Viridiplantae, Streptophyta, Magnoliopsida, Caryophyllales, Amaranthaceae. The transcript has 2 exons. The coding region runs from base 994 to 1560 and encodes 188 amino acids.